GUGCCUUGUGGUUCCUUCACCAGAGAGAUGACAGAUUCUGCUGAAAGCAAAGGUGGAUAUAAAACCAUACUGGUCACUACCAAGGACAAGAUCACAAAAAUAACAUUGAAUCGUCCCCACAAAAAAAAUGCGCUUAACCUCGUGAUGUAUAGAGAAAUUCAGCAAGCAUUGGAAGAAGCAGCAAAGGAUGACAGCACCUUAAUUGCUAUAACAGGAUGUGGUGAUUACUUCUCUAGUGGAAAUGAUCUUUAUGAUAUUGGCAAAAAUAUGUCUGAAAUACAGAAAACUAAUGGGAAAUGGCUGAAGGACCUUAUUGGUCAUUUUAUUGACUUUCCAAAGCCACUAAUAGCAUUGGUAAAUGGCCAUGCCAUUGGCUUAGCUGUUGCUCUUCUUGGCCUGUGUGAUAUUGUGUAUGCUUCAGACAAGGCAGUGUUUCAGACUCGAUUCACCCAACUUGGUUUAUGUCCAGAAGGAUGCUCAAGCCACACUUUCCCUAAGAUAAUGGGUGCUACAAAGGCAAAUGAGAUGCUUAUUUUCAACAAGAAGAUAACAGCGGAGGAAGCAUGUGUCCAAGGACUUGUGACUGAAGUUUUCUCCGAUAGUGCUUUCCAGGGAGAGGUUUGGACAAGAUUGAAAGCAUAUGCAAAUCUUCCUAAAAAUUCUCUAGCCGUCUCCAAACAAUUAAUAAGAAGUGGGGAAAAAGAAAUUUUGCAUGCUGUUGCUUCACGAGAGUGUGACCUGCUUGUGAAAAGAUGCUUUGCAGCUGAAUUCUUGAAUAUCCUAAAAAACUUUGUUCAGAAGUCAAAAUUAUGAUCUCAAUUGAAUAACAUUUCCAACAUCCAUAUAAUGCAUGUUUUUGUUCUGUCCAUAUUUUAAUUUUUUCCUGAAACUUUAACCGAGUUAGGGAUGAUGUAUUAUGUGGUGUUUACGAUAGCAAUGUUACUUGGAAUGUUUCUCCUCCAAUAGAUCUCAUUAUUUGCAUGGUCUAUGCAAAUAAAAUAGCCAGUCAGAAAAAAACAAUGGGAUAUAUACUUAUAUAAAUGGAUUGUAUCCCAAUGUGAUAAGAUCCCAAUUUUCUCCAAAGAACUUCUUUUAAGGUGGGCUUUGAGCUUGGGGAAGAAAAAGAAAGUGAAGGGAGCCAAGUCAGGACCGUAAGGUGGGUGGGCAAGCACUCAGAACAGCCUUCAAAAGAAUAGCUACAUUGGCCUUGGUUCUUGAAGUUGAAGGAUGCUACUCUAGACUCAGACAAAAACCACUAUAUACCUUGUUAAUGUACCAAUUGUGGACACAACUGAAAAAGGUCAAACUGCCUAAACCCCUACUUUCCUUUUCUAGUCCUUCUGUGCUGUACAUAAAAAAUCACUCCAUACUUUUGGGAUAGACCACAUAUAUAGUUUAUGUGUAAUGUACAUGAUGAGAGUUUCAGUUCAAACACAAUUUGAUAGAUCAUAUAUAAGGAUAAAGUGAGAGCCCGCAUGGUACCAUGACACAUAAUAUUUAGUUCUAAAAGAUACAUUACCAUAACAUUUUUUCCCAAGUAUUCUUAGUUCUCCUGUGAAAAAUAUGGUAGUAUCCUCAAGUUAGCAGAUUUUAGUGGGGGAGCCACUUUCACUUAGUAAUCCAGGAAAUGUCUCUUUCAUUCCAAACUUCUGGUUAAUAUAACUGUGGACAUUUCACUGCUUUGUACAAAGCAUUUGAAUUUCAUUUUCUCCAGACUUUCCAUGGUCUGCUGCUUACACAGCUAUCUUAUUCUCCUUCACUGGAUUUUCCCAUUUCUGAAUUUACUUGAGUAACUGAUUCACAAUUGUAGAGCUACGUUAAGUUCUUUUAAGCUUUAUGCUGUAUGCCUUACCUUCUUACUCUCUGUAGGAAUAACACAUUUUUUAAAAGAGCUUUGGUUUAUUUGAUGUUUAAAUAGCCUCUCUAGAACAAUGAUAAAUAUUUGAUGGGUCAGAGUAAGCAUUACGGGUACUUUUGUGCAAUAAUCAGUCCUUUUACUCAACAGAUGGAGAGUUCAAACAGUGAACUCACUUUUCUGUCUUAAAAUACCGGGAUGACCUACUUAUUAAUAAGAAUUAAAAAAAGAAAACCCUAUAUCCCUGAAGGGGGAAAUAGCACUUUACACAGAUUCAAGGCAAAAGUUCCCUUUUUAUCUGUGCAUCUAGAAAAGCAUUUUCCACAUACCAUUAUUAAGCCCCCAGAAAGAUUUAUAGUUCAUUAAGAGACCAUAAACAAAUGUAUGUUUUUUUCCUUUCUAUUAAAAACCCUUCCCAGAGAUCCAAAGUUACAAAAUUCUGAAGAUGUAAAGGAUUGGGAAUGGACCUGGCAGCAGCUGUACCCCUUAGACCAGGGGUCCCCAAACUAAGGCCCGGGGGCCGGAUGCGGCCCUCCAAGGUCAUUUACCUGGCCCCCGCCCUCAUUUAUAAUAUAAUAUUUUAUAUCAGUUUUAAUAAUAUAAUAUAUUGUAUAUACAUAUGAUAUUGAUAAUAAUAUCAUCAUUUUAUACAAUAUAAUAUUAAUAAUAAUACCAUAUAAUAAUAUUAAUUACAUGUUAUAUAUUACAUAUAAUAUUACAGUAUAGUGGUAUAAUUCAAUAUAGUAAUAUAGAAUGCUAAUAUUGUGCUAUGAUAAUAAUAUAAUAUAUUGUAUGUACAUACAGCUGCUCUGAGUUCACUUCAGAGUGAGAACGGUGGGAUAUAAAUGUAGUAAAUAAAUGUAGUAAAUGAAUAAAUAAAUAAUUUUGGACUUAGGCUUGCCCAAAGUCUGAAAUGACUUGAAGACACACAACAACAACAACAAUCCUAAUUAACUUGACUAUCUCAUUGGCCAGAAGCAGACCCACACUUCCUAUUGAAAUCCUGAUAGGUUUAUGUUGGUUAUUUUCAUUUUUAAAUAUUGUAUUGGUUUUUAAUUGUUAUUGCUGUUGUUUUGCACUACAAAUAAGAUAUGUGCAGUGUGCAUAGGAUUUUCUUUUUCAAAUGAUAAUUUGGCCCCUCAACAAUCUGAAGGAUGGUGGACUGGCCCUCUGCUUUAAAAGUUUGAGGACCCCUACCUUAGACUCUAUUGUGUCUAUACAUUUAAUAAAUUGUAUCAAUUUAUGUUUUUUGUGUAACUUAUAUCUUUCUUUCUUACCGAGUACUGUAUCAAUUUCUUAUAUAUUAACUAUUUCUUAUUUUUACCAAAAUAGUAACUUGAAGACAGCCACGUCUUCAUCACUCCUGCUUAUAUAAUUUCCUGGGAAAGGGGAUAUUAGCCAGAUCCCUCCAGCUAUUUCCCAAGCCAGAUAAAUAUCAAAACCACUGUGUGUAUGCAUAGAUUGAUUAUCUUAUUUACCAGCAAAAUAAACUCAGGAUGUUUGUCCACUUAACCUGAGGCUGAGAGUCUGCUGUUCCCGCAGAACUGGGGACUUAGUUUAUGUGCAUUCAUGAACUUCCUAUAUUGACAACUAAGUCCUUGAUUCCCUAAGAUUUUGUUUCUCAUGAAACUGGAUGUUUGAGCUACCCACAAACUCAUCAGUAUAUCUACUAUUGUUUCUUCACGAACUAUGCCCUCCUAGGGGGUGUCUCUACAGCAGAUUGACUCCUCGCAUAGACCAAUCCCCAUCUACCAUUCUUCCCACCAUGGAAAUCCCCACCAGUAGGCUGUGAUGUUAAGGGAACUCCCAGCUAAUCCUGGCGCAGAUCUUGACUGGCCUCUUUCUCAGCCAAUCAGGAGAGGGAGCGGGAAGUCUGAAUAGCUGUCAGAACUGUCUUGCAUUUCUCUGUAUGUUUAUACUUGUACCUUUUGAAGCAAAUUGCUUGUACUUGCAUCCUUCUAUGUCAAACUGUAAUAAAUCUAUAUGGUUUGUUUUCAA
This is a messenger RNA of Anolis carolinensis (green anole), 3853 nucleotides long. Its product is annotated as enoyl-CoA delta isomerase 2. The record is from RefSeq and is a predicted model, not a curated record. Lineage: Eukaryota; Metazoa; Chordata; Lepidosauria; Squamata; Anolidae. Gene Ontology annotation, cellular component: mitochondrion; peroxisome. The coding region runs from base 28 to 813 and encodes 261 amino acids. The transcript has 7 exons. Gene Ontology annotation, molecular function: delta(3)-delta(2)-enoyl-CoA isomerase activity.